This is a messenger RNA of Anopheles maculipalpis, 3261 nucleotides long. Its product is annotated as protein MMS22-like. Gene Ontology annotation, cellular component: nuclear replication fork. The record is from RefSeq and is a predicted model, not a curated record. The transcript has 2 exons. NCBI's taxonomy places the organism in Eukaryota, Metazoa, Arthropoda, Insecta, Diptera, Culicidae. Bases 1 to 3261 code for a protein of 1086 amino acids. Gene Ontology annotation, biological process: double-strand break repair via homologous recombination; replication fork processing.
AUGUUAAACAGCCAAGUAAAACACUGGCACACUGUAUUCGACUGUAGAUCGUCGGAUUACGGUUCAUCAAAUUCGGACAGUCUACUAAUAUUUGCCCAGGAUGGAGGACAAUCGUUCGGUCUGCCCUUUGAAAUGGAUAAAACUACUACCAUAUUGGGCAUAGAAGUGCACCAGCUUUACGAACAGUUGGUGUACAGUUUGUCCAAAACUGCACGAGAACGCAUCCAAAAGCUGCAAUUCUCCGAUAGACAAACAACAAACCACAUUCGUGUGCAACGACUAGAAAUUACACGAUUCUUACGUCUGGUUUUAGGUAACGCAUCGUGCAUGGAAGGGCAAGUAAUAAGCGAAAGUAUUGCGCUGGUCUUGGGUGCCCUGCCGGAUUUGGUGGAGCCUCUCAAAAAGAACGGAUGGAACAGUGUUUGUGACAAGGAAAUCUGCGGAUACCAAAUUUACCACGGUGUGCUGGAAUGGCGUUGGCUUCUGAUGCUGAUUCUUAAAGACGUGAAGGACUGCACCGUGACUGCGAAUGACGAAUUUCUAGUCGGACUGUUCGAAAACAGGCCACUGAAAACGUUCGGACGAUUAUAUGGUGGAAUGAUGACCGAUAUGCUGAGUUUAGCUUACCAUCUGUUCCGGAUGUAUGGGGCGGAAAAUAUUAUCGCUAAAACUCCGUACACCUGUUACUGUACAAAGCUCAUGUGGCUUGGCAUGAUGGUUUUGGCGGAAGCAACGAAGGAACGACUUGACUUCUGGAUAUGUUUUAACGAGAGCAUGCCGUCAGCGGUGAAGGAAAGCAGCGAUGGUUAUCUGUUUAAGAUAUGGAUUAUGAAUGCACUAUCCAAAUUCUUCGUACAUAAGCCAACAUUGGAAGGCGAAAAACCAUCAGCGACACUGCUUUCCGGUAAUAUCGUAAUGGAUGAUAUCGUGAAAAACUUUUUAAAAUCAAACGUAAAGGAAGUGCAAGUAAGAGAGUUUCUGAUCCUGCUGAACCCGAUCAUUACCACACUAUGGCCGGAACGAUUUGAAAUUGUGAUCGCGGUUUGGGAUUAUUUUAGCGUUCGGCUUGACUCGUGUUUUAUCGCGCAAAACGAUUCUCUGGAAGCUAUGAGUUGUGUCAGUCAAUCUGUUGCUGGGUACAUUGAACAAGCAAGCUUACUUGCAGCAUCAGAAACGACACCCGUUAAUUUAAAUCUGCAACAGAAAAGCUUCCAUCUGUUUCUCGUCAUGCUAAGUAAGGUAAUACGACACUGCACGACACAAGCGCUCAACAGAAAGGUGCAAAUUAUUUUCAAUCGCAUUUUCCUCAAACUCGGACCAAAAAAGUUUGAAAAUAUUACAGAGCAAGCUAUAUACAACCUCGGGUUGAUGUUUCUUACAAUGAUCAGUGCUACAAGUUUUGAAACUGACUAUCCGAGAUUAUCGAAACUAAUUCAGAUGAUUCCAUUGAUAUGUGGACCUACGAACUUCCCAAUCGAAGCGAGAAUCAAACGUAUAGUAGUUGCUGCACAGGUUCACAUGGCAUUGCUAGUGUUAUUUACCGGUUCGAGCUUCGAUAAAACGGAGCACAUUGUUUCAUUUUUGCAAAGCAUUGAAAUACCCUACAGAAAGUACGGAAAUAGGAUGCAACCUGUACUAAAAAUUAUUGCCGAAGGCAUGCAAUUGAUCUACGAAAAGGCUUUGUUGAAGAAAUCGUUCAAUCGGGGCGAAAAACAUUUGAUUGGCUCGUGGAUCCUGAAAUAUCUGCGAAACCGAUCGUCUGAGCGAAAGAGACAGAAGCUUCUCGAAGUUAUAUUGGCCUCAUUGAACUGUAAGGAUGCGCCUUUGGAUGAUGAGUAUUUCAACGCAGUGGAUCAAUACGUUAUGCCGUUUGUGAAGGAAAAGUUUUCAAGUAAGGUCUCUCCAUCAUGCAUUGCGCAAAUAGCCGCCCAUAUGACUAGACAAAAAUUGUUAAGUUAUACUACGUUAGUUCAUAUUCCUUCGUUUUUUACUACCUACAUCAACUGCCCAACCGCUUGUCCGGAGCAGGUGCUAGUUUACCUCAAAGAGUUAUCCCAAAGUUCCAAAUGUUUAACAUUAAUAGGAGAGAGUAUAAUCAUCCAGCAGUGGUUGAAACUGGGAUUUUAUUUUGACCGCGAAAGCUUGCUAGAUCUUACCCGCGCCGUUUAUAGUUUAAAAGAAUUCAGAUUUUUAUGCGAAAUAGCAGAAUAUGACCUGUUCGAAAGUAACGCAAUCCCAAUGAAACUAUUUUUUCUCUCGAUUGCCAAACGCUAUAAGGAAUCGGAUACUGUUACACAGAUAGAAAUGCAAAACAAGCUUCAUAAUUUGUUUCAGAAUUUUGACGAAUGGUUUUCUAAACCGGAAGGUAUUAUUAGAAGGCGCAUACUUGCUGUGCUUGUGCUAGCAUUGACCAAAUGUCCGGAUGUGUUUUACAUACCGGGUAAUUACAGCUGUUUAUACAGUAUAGCAUUCCAGCAUUUUUUUCUACCAUGUUCCGUUCUUGCUGAGCGGGACAUACAGCACGAAUUCGUAGAAGAAAUGGCAAGAAUUUUUCACAAUGUUAUGGAUAUUAUCGGUAACAUGGACUAUAGCGGUAAUGAAACGAUCGAAGAUACUGCGUACAACAUGAUCAACAAAUGGUUGCCGCAUUUUGCCAAGCUUAAAAAUCCUAACGACGCACUUAAACCUUUGAUUCAAUUUUUUUGUGGCCGCAACGAAGCGUUAGUGCUUUACACGAUGCCCCGUUUUGUAACGAUGUUUGUAGAUCUUCAACGGUGUCUUCCUAAGCCGAAUGCGCUUCCAAUAAUGCAGUUGCUAAAAAAGCUGAUAGAAACUCUUGUAAGUAGGAAAAACUACGCAAAAAUAGCACUUUUCAUCCGUACAAUGGGACUAUCAAUCACACAGCACGCGUUUAUGUGCAAUGCAAUGCAUUCUACCCGUGCGAUUGCGAUGGAAAUUGUGUAUGAUUUGCUAAACAGCACCGAGGGCUCGUCAGAUACGGUGAAACAAGAAAUGGGCAGUGUUUUGGUUUCCUUCACCCACAAAUACUUUUCCGUUUCGGCCGAAUGUUACAUUAACUUCAUGUGCCGUCUUGUCGAUCAUAAGCCCAAUUUUAUACGUUCGAUGAUUGAUUUAAUGCGCUGUGACGUUUCCCAAGGUGAAAUAACAUGUGGUCAGCAAAAGGAUAAUAUUCUGCAGAAGGCGUUAGAGUGUUUGGAGAAUGCAUUCAAAGAGAAUAGACAAAGUAUUGUUAAGCGAUAG